Trichoderma citrinoviride is the source of this 1728-nucleotide messenger RNA. RefSeq names its product fungal-specific transcription factor domain-containing protein. The record is from RefSeq and is a predicted model, not a curated record. NCBI's taxonomy places the organism in Eukaryota, Fungi, Ascomycota, Sordariomycetes, Hypocreales, Hypocreaceae. The coding region runs from base 1 to 1728 and encodes 575 amino acids. Gene Ontology annotation, molecular function: DNA binding; zinc ion binding. Gene Ontology annotation, cellular component: nucleus. Gene Ontology annotation, biological process: DNA-templated transcription. The transcript has 4 exons.
AUGCUCCAAGUACGGCCGUCGACGAAUGGAUUCAUCUGGUGCUUACGUGAUGCCUUCUACGAUAACAACAAUCCCGACUCCUUCAACGCCGCGCUCGUGACAACCAGCUCGCUGGCAGGCAUGGCUUUCAACAUCUUUUAUCCGUUCGUUUACAUCAUAUACCUAUCUGUGCAGUUUGCGGAGCUGUUGGUGUCACGCACGCUUCGGCUGCUGAUGCUGACCGGGGGGGAGAAGAAGAAGAAGCAGCCUGAUGUUGCCUCGAAUCCAUGCUUGUCGUGCAAGCUGAAGAAUCGGCGAAAAAAGCGCCACUGUGACUACAAUGUCAAGGAAAUCGCCCCCCAUAUCUCUGAGCCAUCGUCAGACUCUUUUCAGGAGGAUUAUCUCGCAGUUCACGCUCCGCCCUCAACUUCAAAUCCAUACACCCUUCCAGUGUCCAACUUUCCAGCCCUGUACUUUGUCGACCCGCCAGUCUUUCACAACCAUCACGUCGAGAUCCCCAAGCCGUCGGAUCGCCUGCCGAGCUACGUCGUCGGAGAGCUCGGCAGCGCACUCCAGCAUGAGUUUAUCGGCCGCCUGUUCUUUCACACCAUUCAUAGAUGGUUCCCCAUGAUCUCACGGAAGCGCUUCUAUGAGGAGCUGCACGAGGCCUCUGAAGGUCCUGGUGUCGCUGCCGACUUUGGCUGUUUGCUCCUGGCCAUGAAGCUGAUGACAUGGCGCCCUCCUUCGUUAGAAGGCGAUGCUCCCGGCGGCGAGGGACCGAACGCUCGUACGGCGACCUACCGCGCGGCGAAACAGUUUUGCUUUGAACUGGAGGCAGCUGGAAUGGUCUCUCUUCGAGUUCUUCAGGGCAUGCUCCUGGUCGCGCUGUACGAAGUCGGACAUGCAAUCUAUCCAGCGGCCUUCAUGUCCGUAGCAGCGUGCGUACGAUAUGCACAUGCCUUGGGGAUACAGCCGGGGGGCAUGCAGAGGCUCAAGCUGCCGCUGACGUGGGUGGAAGCAGAGGAGCGGAAGAGGGUCUGGUGGUCAGCCUUUCUGCUGGACCGGAUCGUCAGUCUGAACUGCCCAGGCUGUCCGGCGGCGAUUGACGAGCCCGGUCCACAAGAAGUUCUUCCGACAGAUGACGCGUUGUGGGAUGAAGGCGUGAGUAUCAUACCACAGCCGAGGACCGUGGACGUGGCUAACGUACGUCUUCAGGCUGCAGAAGAGCCUUCAUCCCCAUUGCUCAACAAGCCCGUCAGCAUGGAGUUCGGGAGGUUUGCAUUGUUGACGCAGGCUUUUGUUCUGCUGUCCAAGGUGCUUAAACUCAAGUCCACUUCGCCAGAGACCUCGACAAAGGCUCUGAAGGAUGAGGCGCAGCGGCUGGAACGCACAAUAAAGGCGCUGCUCUACUUUGGACAGAUGGAGGUCAAGUCGCGAAACGGAAUGCCGAGCUUUGAGCUUCACUCGGUCUGCACGAUAUCUUUGAUAACAUUGUACACUUCGCCCAAGAUCCCCAUUGAUAUGCCCAUCAGGUUCAUCGAAUCCCUCGCCGACUUGUUGAACAGCUCCAACUAUGAGCAUCUGGUAACGGCAGCGCGCCGUGGACGAGACGAGAUUUCGCCAUUUCUGAUACAGCUCCUAUACCAGACUUGCGUGCUCCUGCUGAAGACUGAACACCCCAAGAAUGGCGACUGGAGCGAUACGCGGGUAGAGAAGCUCAGGAGCGCAUUGAGAGAAAGCAGAGACUAA